Columba livia (rock pigeon) is the source of this 6441-nucleotide messenger RNA. RefSeq names its product retinal guanylyl cyclase 1-like. The transcript has 20 exons. Lineage: Eukaryota; Metazoa; Chordata; Aves; Columbiformes; Columbidae. Gene Ontology annotation, cellular component: plasma membrane. The record is from RefSeq and is a predicted model, not a curated record. Bases 2 to 5344 code for a protein of 1780 amino acids. Gene Ontology annotation, molecular function: peptide receptor activity; protein kinase activity; guanylate cyclase activity. Gene Ontology annotation, biological process: cGMP biosynthetic process; receptor guanylyl cyclase signaling pathway; protein phosphorylation.
CAUGGUGACAUCGUCCCCGCCGUCCCACCAUGGUGACAUCGCCCGAGGCCACCGGACCCCCCCGGGCGUGAGGACCCCCCGACCCGACGUCCCCAAUGUCCCCAACGAUGUCCCCAAGGACCCCAACGAUGUCCCCAACGUCCCCAACGAUGUCCCCAACGUCCCCAACGAUGUCCCCAAGGACCCCAACAGUGUCCCAAAUGGCCCCAACGAUGUCCCCAACGUCCUCAACGAUGGCCCCAAGGACCCCAAUGUCCCCAAAAACGUCCCCAACAAUGUCCCCAAUGACCGCAGCGACAUCCCCAAUGGCCCCAAUGACCCAAAUGACCCAAACGAUGGCCCCAAUGGUCCCAACGACCCCAACGACGUCCCCAAUGACUCAAACGACAUCCCCAACAUCCUCAAGGUCCCCAACAGCCCCAACGAUGUCCCCAAUGACCCCAAUGAUGUCCCCAAUGUCCCCAUGACUGUGUGGCCCCAUGGUGGCACCAGCCACAGGGAUGGGACCUGUGGUGGCUUUGGACAUGGUGGCAUCUCCCAUGGUGGCAUCUCCCAUGGUGACAUUUCCUGGCAUUGCGGCACCUCCUGUGACAUCGUCAUCGUCUCCCCCAGUGGUGGCAUCUCCCAUAAUGUCACAUCCCAUGGUGGUGGCAUCUCCGGUGACAUUUCCCACAGUGGUGGCAUCUCCCACGAUGGUGGCAUCUCUCAGAAUAGGGACGUCGUCCAUAGUGGUGACAUCUCCCAAGGUGACAUCAUCUCUCAUGGUGACAUCUCUUGUCAUAGUGGCAUCUCCCAUGGUGGUGGCAUCUCCCGUGGUGGUGGCAUCUCCUCCAGUGACAUCUCCCGUAGUGACACCUCCCAUGGUGACAUGUCUUCUCAUGGUGGCAUCUCUCAUAUUGGUUGCAUCUCCCAUGGUGACAUCUACAGUGCUGGCAUCUCCUCCAGUGACAUCUCCCACAGUGGUGGCAUCUCCCAUGGUGACAUUUCCUAUGGUGACAUCUCCCAUGAUGGUGACUCCUACAGUGGUGGCAUCUCCCAUGAUGGUGGCAUCUCCCAUGGUGGUGACAUCUCCCAUGAUGACAUCUCCUGUGAUGGUGACAUCUUCCAUCAUGGUGACAUCUCCCAUGGUGGCAUCUCCUACAGUGACAUCCCCAAUGGUGACAUCUCCCAUCAUGGUGACAUCUCCCAUGGUGGCACCUGGCACAGUGACAUCUCUCAUGGUGGUGACAUCUCCCAUGAUGACGUCUCCUGUGAUGGUGACAUCUCCCAUCAUGGUGACAUCUCCCAUGGUGGCACCUGGCACAGUGACAUCUCUCAUGGUGGUGACAUCUCCCAUAAUGGUGACAUCAUCUCCUAUGAUGACAUCUUCCAUGAUGACGACGUCUCCUCCCAUGGUGGUGACAUCUCCCAUGGUGGCAUCUCCUACAGUGACAUCUCCAACGGUGACGUCUCCCAUCAUAGUGACAUCUCCCAUGGUGGCACCUUGCACAGUGACAUCUCUCAUGGUGGUGACAUCUCCUAUGAUGACGUCUCCCAUGAUGGUGACAUCUCUCAUGGUGGUGACAUCUCCCAUAAUGGUGACAUCAUCUCCUAUGAUGACGUCUUCCAUGAUGACGACGUCUCCUCCCAUGGUGGUGACAUCUCCCAUGGUGGCAUCUCCUACAGUGACAUCCCCAAUGGUGACAUCUCCCAUCAUGGUGACAUCUCCCAUGGUGGCACCUUGCACAGUGACAUCUCUCAUGGUGGUGACAUCUCCCAUAAUGGUGACAUCAUCUCCUAUGAUGACGUCUUCCACGGUGAUGACGUCUCCCAUGACGGUGACGUCUCCUACAGUGACAUCUCCCACGAUGGUGACAUCUCCUAUGGUGACAUCUCUCAUCAUGGUGGCAUCUCCCAUGAUGGUGACAUCGUCUCCCACGGUGGCAUCUUGCACAGUGACAUCUCCCAUGGUGGUGGUGGCAUCUCCCAUGACGCUGAGUCCCACCAUGGUGCCACCUCCCAUGGUGCCACCUCCCCAAGUGUCCCCACCCCAUCCCCCUCCCUCCUGGGCCUGUCCCACCACCCGCGGUGGCCUCGUCGCCUCCUCCUCCUCCUCCUCCUCCUCCUCCUCCCCCCGUCCCCAACCUCGGCCGCCACCUUCAAGAUGGGCGUCAUGGGCCCCUGGUCAUGUGACCCCAUCCUGAGCCACGCCCUCCCGGACGUCGCCUCCCGAUUGGCCGUCGCCCGCCUCAACCGCCACCCGGCGUUCAACCGCGGCUACUGGUGGGACGCCGUGGUGGUCACCGAGCCCUGCGACACCCCCCAGGCCGUCACCAACCUCCUCAACCUCGACCGUUAUGCCGCCGCCCUGAUUGGCCCGUUCAACCCGGCCGCCUGCGGCGCCGCCGGCCUAUUGGCCGCCGCCUGGAACAAGCCGUUGGUGUCUUGGUCCUGCUUGGGGGACGCCGAGGGGUUGGACACGUUGGUGGUGCCGAUGCCGGAGCCCGUUGGGGUUCUCCACGAGGUGCUGAGAUACUUCCGGUGGGCGCACGUGGCCGUGGUGACGUCGGCGGGGGACGCGUGGCGGGAGGUGGGCCAGGGAGUGGCCCAGGAGCUGCGGGCGCGGGGGCUGCCGGUCACCGUGGUCACGGCGCUGGGGACGCAGCAGGAUGAGGCCCGGGAGGCGCUGAGGAGGGUGCAGAGGGCGGACGGGGUCAGAGUGGUGCUGAUGUGCAUGCACUCGGUCCUGCUGGGCGGCGAGGAGCAGCGCGUCCUAUUGGAGGAGGCCGAGGACCUGGGCAUGACCGAUGGCACCUACGUCUUCGUCCCCUACGACGCCCUCACCUUCCCCCUGCCCUAUCGCCGCGUCUCCUACCCCGCGCUGGCCAACAACACCAAACUGCGCUUGGCCUACGACGCCGUCCUCACCGUCACCAUCGACUCGCCCGACCGCAACUUCCGCGAGGUCCUGCAGGAGGCCAAGGAGGCCUAUGAGGUCCCCGCGCACAUUGACCCCGCGCAGGUCCACCCCCUCUUUGCCACCAUCUACAACUCCAUCCACUUCCUGGCGGCGGCCGUGGAGGCCACGCGCCGGACGGGCCGCUGGGUGAUGGGCACCAGCGUGGCCGAGAACAUCCGCGACUUCCAGCUGGAGGGUUUCUGCCAGAACUUCUCCGUCGGCGAGGACGGGGACGUCACCGUCCCCUACGUGGUGCUGGACACGGACAACAAGGGCGACCACCUGUGGCCGGUCUACGGGCUGGACCCGGGGACGCGGGGGUUGAGCUACCGUGGCCACCGCGUCCAUUGGCCACACGGCUCCAGCCCCGGCACCGACGCCGGGUGUUGGUUUGAGUCGGGGACCAUCUGCAAUGGGGGCCUGGACGCCACCUUCAUCCUCCUCCUCUUCCUCCUCAUCGCCGCCCUGGUGGCAGCGGGCGCCGCCCUCGCCUGCUACAUCAGGCGCCGCAUCCAACAGGCCCAGUUGAUGAAGGGACCCAACAAGAUCAUCUUGACCAUGGAGGACUUGACCUUCAUCAACACCCAGAGCAGCAAACGGGUGGACGGCAGCCGCACCAGCCUGGCCGGCCGCAGCGCCGGGGACACCAAGAGCGUCAAGAGCGUCACCGCCGCCCCCGACAACACCAACGUGGCCAUCGCCGAGGGAGCCGAAAACACGAAGGGCAACAGCCACCUCCCCCUCCUCCUCCUUUUGUUUAACCAGCAGGGCCUUGUCGCCUCCGUGCAGGGUGACUGGGUUUGGCUGAAGAAGUUCCCUGGAGAGCAGCACAGUGAGGUGAAACCGGCCACCAAGUUGGUCUUCUGCAAGCUGCGCGACCUGCGGCACGAGAACGUCAACCUGUUCCUGGGCUUCUUCCACGACUGCGGGAUCUUCGCCAUCGUGUCGGAGCACUGCUCGCGCGGCAGCCUGGAGGACCUGCUGCGCAACGAGGACAUGAAGCUCGACUGGAUGUUCAAGUCCUCCCUCCUCAUCGACCUCAUCAAGGGGGUGCGCUACCUCCACCACCGCGACGUGGUCCACGGGCGCCUCAAGUCGCGCAACUGCGUGGUGGACGGGCGCUUCGUGCUCAAGGUCACCGACCAUGGCUACAACGAGCUGCUGGAGGCCCAGCGGGUGCCGACCCCCACUCCCCAGGCGCAGGAGCGGCUGUGGACGGCGCCGGAGCUGCUGCGCGACGCGGCGCUCGAGCGACGCGGCUCCUUCCGCGGCGACGUCUACGGCAUCGGCAUCAUCAUGCAGGAGGUGAUCUGCCGCAGCGCCCCCUACUGCAUGCUGGGGCUGCCCCCCGAAGAGAUCAUCGAGAAGGUGCGUCGGCCGCCCCCGCUGUGUCGCCCGGCCGUCUCGGCCGACCAGGCCCCGCUGGAGUGCAUCCACCUGAUGAAGCAGUGCUGGAGCGAGCAGCCCGAGCGCAGACCCACCAUCGACCAGAUCUUCGACCAGUUCAAGGCCAUCAACAAGGGCCGCAAGACCAACAUCAUCGACUCGAUGCUGCGCAUGCUGGAGCAAUACUCCAGCAACCUGGAGGACCUGAUCCGCGAGAGGACCGAGGAGCUGGAGAUCGAGAAGCAGAAGACCGACCGGCUCCUCACCCAGAUGCUGCCCCCGUCGGUGGCCCAAGCUCUGAAGAUGGGGACGCCCGUGGAGCCCGAGUACUUCGAGGAGGUGACGCUUUACUUCAGCGACAUCGUGGGCUUCACCACCAUCUCGGCCAUGAGCGAACCCAUCGAGGUGGUCGACCUCCUCAACGACCUCUACACCCUCUUCGACGCCAUCAUCGGCUCCCACGACGUCUACAAGGUGGAGACCAUCGGUGACGCCUACAUGGUGGCCUCGGGGCUGCCCAAGCGCAACGGCAACCGUCACGCCGGCGAGAUCGCCAACAUGUCCCUGGACAUCCUCAGCUCCGUCGGCACCUUCAAGAUGCGCCACAUGCCCGAGGUGCCCGUCCGCAUCCGCAUCGGCCUCCACUCGGGGCCUUGCGUGGCCGGCGUGGUGGGGCUGACGAUGCCGCGGUACUGCCUGUUCGGGGACACCGUCAACACCGCGUCGCGCAUGGAGUCCACCGGCCUGCCGUACCGCAUCCACGUCAACGCCCGCACCGUGGCCAUCCUGCAGGCGCUGCAGGAGGGGUUCAAGCUGGACAUCCGGGGCAAGACCGAGCUCAAGGGGAAGGGGAUCGAGGACACUUAUUGGCUGGUGGGACGCGAGGGCUUCACCAAACCCAUCCCCACCCCCCCCGACCUGCUGCCCGGGGCCAGCAACCACGGCAUCAGCCUGGACGAGAUCCCGGCCGAGCGGCGGAAGAAGCUGGAAAAGGCCCGGCCGGGGCAGGUGCUCAAAUAGUCCCCCCAGGCCCCGCCCCUCCCCCCGCCCUGGGGCAUCGUGGGACCUGGAGCAUCGCGGGAUGGCGGGAGGAGUAGCCGGACACGCUGAUUGGCUGCGGCACAGGAAGUAGAUGCUGGUGGGGGCCACGCCCCUUCUGGACUCUUAAAAAAGGGGCGGGGCAGGAAGUCCCUGGGGAGGGGGCGGGGCCAUGGGGGCCCAGCCAAUCAGGACGUGCUGAAAAGGGGGAGGGCCCUUGGGGGGGUGGGCGGCCAUCUUGGAUGGCAGCCAUCUUGGCAGGUGGCCAUCUUGGAAAGUGGCCAUAGGGGGCAGCCAUAUUGGGCAGCCAUAUUUAGAUUUUGGAAGGCCACCAUCUUGGGUAUCCAUUGUGGGCGGCCAUGUUGGGCGGCGGCCAUGUUGGGCGGCCAUAUUAGAUGGCCGCCAUCUUGGAAAGCGGACCAUAUGGAAGGUAGCAAGAUUGGAAGGCGGCCAUUUUGGAUGGCAGCCAUCUUGGGCAGCAGCCCAGUUGGAAGGCGGCCAUUUUGGGCGGCCAUCUUGGAAAGCGGCCAUUUUGGAAGGCGGCCACUUCAGGCAGCCAUAUUGAAAAAUGGCCAUCUUGGUAAGCGGCCAUCUUGGUAAGCAGCCAUCUUGAAGGCGGCCAUCUUGGAAGGCGGCCAUCUUGGAAGGCGGCCAUUUCGGACGGCCAUAUUGGGUGGCCAUGUUGGAAAGCACCCAUCUUAGAAAGCAGCCAUCUUGGAAACGCGGCUGGCAGCCAAUGGCACCGUCCGUACACUCUUAAAGGGACAGCCACUUAUCGGGGGGGUUUUUAGCUUCAUUCCCUCCCAUUUCUCUAUUUAAACCCCCCUUGUCAGUCUGUCUGUCUGUCUCUCCACCCCUCCCCCCCAGCCGCCGUCGGCCAUUUUAGCCUCAAUCUCAGGGAUUUUCAUCUGUAGACCAAAACCACCCCAAGAGCAGCUCAGGGGGCGGCGCUGGGGGGGAAUUUCCUGUAGAAAAAACCCAAGACUUUUGCUCAAAAAAGAGGUUCUGGAGUCGGCCAUCUUGUUCCCCCAACCAGGGCGGGGCUCUUAAAGGGGCAGCGUGCGGGUGGCCAUGUCGGC